Messenger RNA from Anopheles bellator, 1029 nucleotides. RefSeq names its product ejaculatory bulb-specific protein 3-like. The record is from RefSeq and is a predicted model, not a curated record. The transcript is spliced from 3 exons. NCBI's taxonomy places the organism in Eukaryota, Metazoa, Arthropoda, Insecta, Diptera, Culicidae. The coding region runs from base 164 to 535 and encodes 123 amino acids.
AGUGACCGAUAGAGUGUUCCGUACGGAGCUGGACCCCAGCGUAAGCGCAAGAAACUGGUGUCGCGUGUUUUCGACGAAAGUGAAACCGGAGGAAGCGUAGCAUCGACAGGUAGCAAGCCGCAAGGUAUCAGAACAGCGUGGAACCAAGCGGAAUUAAUUCAAAAUGAAAAACCUUACGUUGGUCGCCGUUUUGGGAAUGAUGGUAGUGUUGGCCACUGCCCAAAAGUAUACCGACAAGUUCGACAACAUCGACGUCGACCGGGUGCUGUCCAAUGAUCGAAUUCUCAACAACUACCUCAAGUGUCUGCUCGACAAAGGACCUUGCACGCAGGAAGGUCGGGAACUGAAGAAGACGCUUCCCGAUGCACUGAAGACCAACUGCGAGAAGUGCAGUGAAAAGCAGAGAACCAGCUCCCGUAAGGUUAUCGCCCAUCUCGAGGAUCGCAAACCCCAGGAGUGGAAAAAACUGCUCGACAAGUACGACCCGGAAGGCAUCUACAAAAGCAAGUUCGAAAAGCUCAACAAACGAUCCUAGGGUGAGCUUGCGGCGAGAUAGAGCCCCGUCGUGUUUUUCCGGCCUGGCGAAUUUCGUUCAUAGCAAUAAAAACGGUUAGACCAAACGGCGGACGGCUGAGGACGGGCGGGAUUGUACGUAUUAUGAUGAAUGUGAUAAAUCCGCGUGGGUAGUCACUUGUCUGCCAAGCUGGAAAGGAGCAUCGAAGAUAGACAAACAGAACAUAAGAUAAAACUUAAGGGACAGAAAAGGAGAAAAAACCAAAAACGGAAAUCGCAAAAAAUACAAAAACGGACAGCUAGCCGGCAAAUCUCUACGUCCUUCAGUGGCCGACGCAUUUAUCAUAGAAAAGUGGUCGCAUUUUUUCAUCUCGAACCGAUCCAAGUUAUACUCAAUUCCAAUCAAUGAGCUACAUUUUCGAGGCAACACGAAGCAGGCAAAUGAACCAUAAUGAUAUGCCAUAAUUUAUUUGAUUUUCUACAUCAGAAUUGAAAAUAAAAUUGUUUUAUAACCAA